UUUUGAAAACCGUUAUAUUCUAAACACAGCAAAAAAACUAGAACCCAAACAAGAACUCUGUAUCUUUUUUCUUCGAAGUGUUUGACAGUUGAUCGUUAAAUUUUGAACGGUUUGAAACAUCGGUUACAAAUAACACCAAGAUUAGUGAAGUUAUUUCUUAUCUAGCAUCUUGAAAGUUUCAACGGUUGAUAUAAAAACAGACCAAGAAGUUCUAAUGUUGUGAUAAAAAAAAUGUCCACAAGAUCUGGAAAAAGAAUCCACGGCUCCAUAAAUGAGAGCGCCGUGGAUGAUUUCACAGAGAUGAAGACCGAGAGAAAAACCCGCGGCAAGCGUCAUAAGGAAAAUAUCAUUGAGGCUGCAACAGAGAAAAAACGGAGACAUUAUGUGCGUUACCCUUCGGAAGAGGACAUAGCGGCCGCGACCAAUGUGGAAAAAUUACUAAGAAGUACGCGAAAAUCGCAGAAGAACGCGCUUACAGAGAAAAACACAGCCACAGACUCCGAGACUUCAAAUGACGAUAGAAAUACACGGCGUACUCGGAGGACGAGAAAAACCGACGCAGUUGAUUGUACCGAGAAUAUUGAGCCGAGUAACGAGCCUAAAACGAAGGCCAAAAAAAACAAUCGCAAAACAAACACUGCAAUAACUGAUGAAACCCCAAGUUCACUUGUAGCACCAACAGUCAAGAAAAAAUCCAAUAAGAAGAAGAACAAGAGAAAAUCAGGAUCUCUUAUAGUUGAAGAUAUCCCUCUAACAAAUGAUGUCAAAAGCAAUACAAGUAAUAUGUCUAUAGAUUCAUUUCACAGUGCUGCUGAGAGCCCAGUCAAAGAUUUUGAUGAAACUGAAGACCAAAAAGUGCAUCAUUUGCCAUCAAAAUAUACAAGAAAUGUUAAAAAAACUUUUGAAAGUCUUAAGGAAAUGCAGGCUUUAAAAGCUAAUAAAAGUAAUGCUGGAGGAGUAGAAGAAUGUGACCAGAUCCAAGAUAUACCUUCAAAUGCCACAAGAAGUAAAUUACAUGUUGGGAAAAAUAUAAGUUUAGAGAUCACAACUAACAUUAAAGAUACUAAACAAAAUACAAAGCUGACGAAUGAAAAGAUAUAUAAUAACAGCAUGACAGAUACUAAUGAUGAAAAUAUUAAUAAUUCAUCAAAGGUUGGUGUACAUGAACAUAGUUUUCAAAUAACUGAAAUCAAUAAUGUAACACGGGACAAACAGCAUAUUGACAAAUUAAAUAACUCAGAAAACUUAAACAUCUCUUUAAAAAAAACUAAAAAGCAGAGAAGAUCAAAUAAUAAUUCCACAGAUGAUAGAAUUGAGAAUAAAUCAAUAUUGGAAGGAGAUACUGUUAAAGGUAUGAAGUCACCUGAUCAAAUACUCAAUACUACAAAUAAAAAUAGUGCAAAGAAAAACUCGACAUAUGAUAAAAUAAAUAUAUCUAUGACAAGUUUAAACGCUACUUAUGAAAAGGAUAUUCAAAACAAAUCUUUAAAUAAAUCUGAUCUUUUGCACAAUCUUUCAACUGAAAUAACUUGUGUUAAAAACAGUAGUAAAUUGAAAAGAAACUCUAUUUGUGAUAAAAUAAAUGCUGACACAGCAACUCAUUUAAAUGCUACUUUUGAUAAAGACAUUCCAAAUAACUCAAAAAAUGUAUCUGAUCUUUCACAAGAUUUGUUAACCAAUGAAAAUAGUUUAAAAGACAAUAACAAAAAGAAAAGAAAAUCUAGUUUUAGGAAAUCACUAUCUGAUACGAUUGCAAAUAAUUCUAUCAUUAACUUAGAUGCUACAUAUGAAAAGGAUAAUUCUAGUCUAACAGAGCAAAAAAUAGAAAAUAUGCAUGAGAAAGAAAUAAUACGACCUGAUUUUCUAUCAGGUCGUUUUUCAAAGUUUUCGCUUGACCAAGAUGUAUCUACUAAUUUUAAUACAACAUAUGACAGAAAUUCUAUAACCGAAAGUAAUCAAAAUUCUCGUAAUAACUCUACAUAUGACAAAUCAGCAAAAUUCAACACAACAUUCGAAAUGGUUAAGAAAACAAAACUUGAUACAAGUAAUGUUAAAUCACAACACAAUGACUCAAGACGCGGGUCGUCCCUCAUAAGUUCUGACACAACAGAUAAUGUUAUAUCAGAAGAUAUUUCUCGCAUCAGUGUCACAAGCGAUGAGUCUAUGGCUGAGAACAUUGUUAAUUGUACUCCAGUUUUAAUUGAAAGCAGUAUGGAUGAAUCACACAUUAAUGUUAGCUCAAAUGAGGCUACUAAAGACAUGAAAGUUGAUUCAGAAUUAAAACAUGCCACGCCUUCACCAAAACAUCUUAAGGAUAGUGUGACACUUGAAGAAAUAAAUACUUUGAAAACUCCCCAAACACCUGAAGAUAUAGUUAAAGAAAUCAAAACAUCUAAGACACCUUUGAAACGUGAAGGAACUUAUACAGAAAUUAAGUAUGCUACACCGCCAAAAUGCGAAGGGACAUUUUCAGAAACUAAGCCUAAAGCUCCGAAAACACCUUUAAAACGCGAAGGGACUUAUACAGAACUUAACCCUACAACCACACCACCUAAAAAUGAUCUGACACCUACAAAAUGUGAAACUAUAACACCCCUAAAAACCAAUGGUAUCGUUGGACUACCACCUUUAACAAGAGAGGGUACUUUUACGAAAGAAGAUUCAGAUGUACCAGAAUCUCCAAUGUUGAACGUAAAUAAAACACCAAAUAGACGCAAAUCUUUACCAUCACCAGGUUGUACACCGUUCCCAAUGUCUAGAAGCUCUUCAAAAGAAGUUACCAAAGAGAAAAGUAUGUUAAAUGUGACCAGAUCGAUAGAAAAGCCAAAUAGACGGCUUUCGAGUGUAGAAUUGCAUCAGAAGGCAACCAGAGUAAUGUUUUGCAGUCCCGUAGAUACACCUGCAGUUGGGGGACAGAAGAGAGGAAACAUUAUAAAAUCUAACUUGAAGGGAUCUGAUAAAAGCUUUUUAUUUGAUGAGAGCAUGUCGGAUUACGUGCGUCCAGCGCGCAAGCGCUCGUACACGCAAAGCGAGGCAGAGUCCAUCAGCGGCAAACGGAAACGACUCACAGAGGACCAGCAGCAAUCAGUGGAGAGACUCUCGCGACCCCGCACGUCCAGUGCCUCAGGAAAACUGCAAGAACCUAGUACGCCGUCCAAGAAAGCAUCAUCAACAUCUACCAAAUCCAAAACAGAAGUUACCCCCUCGAAGACAAGAUCCGAGGGCAAAGUGCUCAGGACAAAGCUCCCGAACUUUGCAGCUUUGCACCAGAAGCGGUUCGCAAAGAUGGAGUCCCUCAACGAGUGCCAGGAAAGGAAGGCCAAGAGGGCUAAGCAGUUGCUGACACCUACUGGCUCAGUUAAUAUUCUGGAGAAAAUCAGCCCUAAAGAGACGCAAGUUCUAUCCCCUCCUGAACAAAGUCAAACCAAGAAGACCGACACACCUAAGAAGUCCAUAAUACCUUCAGACAAUCACAAGAACUACACAAGAUUCGGUUUCAAACUAAACCUAGACGUGAACCCCUUCAGUUUUCCCGCCACAACGGAAAUCAAACCAAAGAAGGAAAAUAAAGAAAUUAAAGUUAGACCCUUAAAACGACAGGCAACACUGCCAUCGCUCGCGGGGGCGACCGCUAUACGUAAAGAAGCCGCUAAACAAGUUGUAUUGAGAGAAAAGUCUUUCACUGAGAAAAGAGAUAUUAAAAGAAAAGAAAACAGAACCGUCAUAAAAGGUGUACGGACAAACAGACGGUUCGAGUUGCAAAUGCAAUUGAGGAAUGUGAAAUGAUGUCUUGUUAUUGAGUUUUCAUUUUCUUUUUAUAAAGUGUUGUAUUAUUUCAAAUUCAAAACUAUGCGUCUUUAAAACCUUUCUUAACAUAUGGGCGAUACACAAACGGGUGAACAAUAGGUUCACAAUAAUAAUUUUAAAAUCAGGCUGGUAGUUCCUGAGAUUGUUGUGUUCAUAUAUACAAAUUGAUUUAAAUGAAGAUUGUUGUGCACUAGAUUUCGAAUUUCAAGCUUUACUUUCAUACAAUUGCUUUAUCACCUAUGCAACCAAUUAUUCUUGUAUGAAACAGCACUCACGUUAUCUAGAAAAUAUUUAUAACUAACUAAAUUCGCCCACACAUCACUGCUUAAUCUGUAUUUAUCACUUCCCGUUCUGGUAGGAAUUAAGAGACAAAAAAAUAAAUACUUUUACUGGUAAGUAUAGAAAUACAAUUUUUUGUCAAAAUUUCAAGUCAAUCCAUCCACUAAUUCUUGAGUUUUAAUAACAAAAACACACGAAUAAUUCCAAGACUUACUAUUGAUGGUUAUUUAAAGCUCUAAACGACAAUAUGUUAUGGGUCAUUGUUGAUUACCAUGAUGCCUAAUAUCAGAAUCUUGUUUUUAUAAUUUUUAUUCAUUCUAUCUAACCGAAAUUUAAUAAAAUAAUAAACACUACAUUAGGAGCUCUAUGAGAGUUAUUCUUUGUCUUUAUAAUGAAAAACUAGAGUUAGUAGAUUUCGUAUUCCUCUACAGUACAGUAGAAGAAACUGCGAAUCGAAUUAAGAAACUUUUAACUUUACUCUUUCUUUCACUUUUUGUGAGUCCGAAAAUUAGGAACAAUGUUUUCAAGUACUGAUGAUGCUGAUGAAUUCAUCCUGAUUUCUUCAUCAAAUUCGAAUUCUUUAUGAAAAAUACGUCAAUUCGAACAUAGGGUGCAACCAGUCUUUGUCAGUCUAUGUUUUUUUUUAUUUACCCUCUAGUUAUGGGUUUUGAGCCUCUAUUAAAUGUGCAAAUAUAGCAAAAUAAACC
Molecule: messenger RNA, 4793 nt
Organism: Pararge aegeria (speckled wood butterfly)
Lineage: Eukaryota; Metazoa; Arthropoda; Insecta; Lepidoptera; Nymphalidae
Gene: Mink
Product: general transcriptional corepressor trfA
Exons: 6
Coding region: 232-3786 (1184 amino acids)
Source: RefSeq, a predicted model, not a curated record